This is a messenger RNA of Carcharodon carcharias (great white shark), 1215 nucleotides long. RefSeq names its product neurotensin receptor 1 (high affinity) (gene ntsr1). Bases 1 to 1215 code for a protein of 404 amino acids. NCBI's taxonomy places the organism in Eukaryota, Metazoa, Chordata, Chondrichthyes, Lamniformes, Lamnidae. The transcript is spliced from 4 exons. Gene Ontology annotation, molecular function: G protein-coupled neurotensin receptor activity. Gene Ontology annotation, biological process: neuropeptide signaling pathway. The record is from RefSeq and is a predicted model, not a curated record. Gene Ontology annotation, cellular component: plasma membrane.
AUGAGCCUUAUCCUGAACUCCAGUUUGGAGUGGAGCGGUGAUUUGAAUGACAAUCUGCCCUCGGAUGAAUUUCCAACCAGCAACCUCACCAAUGUGGAGCCAGAGGCGGGGGAGAGCGAUCUGGAUGUGAAUACCGACGUUUACUCCAAAGUGGUCGUCACUCUGAUCUACAUCGGCCUCUUUCUCCUCGGCUCCCUGGGAAACUUCAUCACUGUGCACACUCUGGUGAAGAAGAAGUCCUUGCAGAACUUGCAGAGCACCGUGCAUUACCACCUGGCGAGCCUGGCUCUCUCCGACCUCCUGAUCCUGCUCCUGUGCAUGCCCAUCGAGCUGUACAACUUCAUCUGGGUGCACCACCCCUGGGCCUUCGGGGACGCCGUGUGCCGGGGCUACUAUUUCCUCCGGGACGCUUGCACCUACGCCACGGCUUUCAACAUCGCCAGCCUGAGCAUCGAGCGCUACCUUGCCAUCUGUCACCCGUUUAAAGCCAAAACCUUGAUGUCAACCAGCCGCACCAAGAAGCUGAUCUCCAUCAUCUGGGUCCUCUCCUUCCUGCUGGCCACCCCAAUGAUAUUUACCAUGGGAGAAAUGUACGCCAAUAGCGUCCCUGAUCCAGAUGAUUUGAUCUGCACCACUAUAGUGGAGGAAUCGACUGUCAAAACUGUCGUCCAGGUGAAUGCAUUUCUCUCCUUUGUUAUACCCAUGGUAAUAAUUUCAGUCUUGAAUACAAUCAUCGCCAAUCAGCUAAUAGCCAUGUUCAAGCAAGCAGCUCAAGACAGCCGGGUAUGCACAAUUGAGGGGCAGCAGACCACACUUAACAUUUCAGUGGAGCCAAGCCGUGUCCAAUCUCUCCGACAUGGAGUCAAGGUUCUCAGAGCUGUGGUUAUUGCCUUUGUUGUCUGCUGGCUUCCUUAUCACAUGCGUCGACUUAUGUUCUGUUAUGUCCCCAAACACCUCUGGACAGAUUUUCUCUACGAUUUCUAUCAUUACUUCUACAUGGUGACAAAUGUCCUCUUCUACGUCAGCUCAACUAUCAACCCUAUCCUGUACAACCUGGUCUCUGCAAACUUCAGGCAGGACUUCCUCUCAACGCUUAGCUCUUUCUGUCUUCUCAGUCGACAAAAGGCAAAGGCUCCUGCACUUAGCAGAAAGUCAAACAGCAUUUCCAGCAAUCAUACCUACUCCAGUAAUGCUACCAGGGAAACCAUCUAUUAG